AUGCGUAAAUUGUAUUUUUUAAUUAAUACUAUAUACUGUCGUAAGGAAGCCUUAAGCAUAAAUAUUAAAUGCUUAAGGCAUCGAAAGAGCGGUUCCCUUGCCUGGAAGCGUAUAACGCUUCCAGGCGUUAGGAAGGAAGCUUAUUAUAAGCCCGGCGACUUUUAA
Molecule: messenger RNA, 165 nt
Organism: Gaeumannomyces tritici R3-111a-1
Lineage: Eukaryota; Fungi; Ascomycota; Sordariomycetes; Magnaporthales; Magnaporthaceae
Exons: 3
Coding region: 1-165 (54 amino acids)
Source: RefSeq, a predicted model, not a curated record